AUGCCGGACACGGCUCUCGUCACCUGGGCUUUGCCUCAGCUGGAGCGCCUGCUUCCUCUGGAUGAGGAUUCUCUCAAGCAGAUCAUCACAUACAGUGAAUCGCAAUCUCCAGAUGCGGCUGCAGACCACCUGAAGAAUCUCUUGGGUGACUCGCCACAGGCCUUGGAAUUCAUUACCAACUUCAACUCUCGCCGCAGGCCCACCCCUUCGGCAAGCCAGGGCCAGAAUGGCCCCUCAGAAGUCCCCAAGGCGAAGAAGGGCGGCCAGAAAAAGAAGAAGAACAUCCAUCAGUUGCCCGCCCGCCAAGUCCAGCAUGCCGGCCAAGUCGCCGGCGCCUACAUGAAGCGGGAUGAAGACGACUAUAUGUCCGGCUCAUCCAAGCCGCGCAAAGACAACAAGGAGACCGUCCACAGCGCAUUCAACCUGCAGGAGAAGCCUGACGCCAAGCAGCUGCCCGUCCCUCAGAACACAUCCACCUCGACGAACCCGCGCGUAAAACCGCCGCCUUCAGCAGCCGGCCCUUUGAUAUCCGACUCCUUGUCUUCCUCGAAGAAUGCCUCUCGCAACGCCUCUCGCAACGCCUCUCGCAACGUCUCUCGCACCGCUUCGCCCGCCCCUAGCAAUAGCAGUAAUGCCAAAUCCAAAGCCAAAGUGCAAAUCACCGGCGGCACGCCCGGCCACGGCCAAUCCUCCGUGCUCAACGACCUGGACUCGGCCAUCCGCGCGCUCGAGGUGCAGACGAACCCGGCCCUCUCGGCGACGACGCCCGAGGAGAACGCGAAGCGGCGGUGCGGCUGCAUGGCGACGCGGCACCCGCUGCUGGAGGCGGCCCCCAACUGCAUGAACUGCGGCAAGAUCGUCUGCGUCAAGGAAGGCCUCGGCCCGUGCACCUUCUGCGAGAAGCCGCUGCUGUCGCAGUCCGACAUCCAGUCCAUGGUGCGCAUCUUGCGCGAGGAGCGCGGCCGCGAGCGCAUGGAGGCCAACAACGCCGCCAACAAGCGCGCAGAAGUCGCCGCGAGCAAGCCCCGCCACAUGACCGGCGCCGCCUUCCUGUCCUCGCACACCACGAGUCCCGCGCUAUCGCCCUCGCCCUCGCCGUCCCCGGCACCGUCCGACUCGGAGAGCGAGAAGCUGAAGGCCGCCCAGGCCCACCGCGACAAGCUGCUGUCCUUCCAGGCCAACAACGCCAAGCGUACCCGCAUCUUCGACGAGGCCGCCGACUUCGACACGCCGUCGUCGGGCACCAACAUGUGGGCGUCGCCGCAGGAGCGCGCGCUGCAGCUAAAGCGCCAGCAGAAGAUCAUGCGCGAGCAGGAGUGGGCGGCUCGCCCCGAGUACGAGAAGAGGCGCGUUGUCGCGUCCAUCGACCUGGCCGGCGGCAAGAUCGUCCGGAAGAUGGCGCCGACGGAGCGGCCGCAGAGCCCGGUCAGCGAUGCGGAUGUGGAUGAGGAAAUCGACGAGGAUACUGGACCCCUGCACCAGCCGCCGCCGCCAGAUAGGACCAGGGGUGGCGGUGCAUUUAGUAAGAAUCCGUUGCUAGGUGGGCUGAUACGGCCAAUUGCGAGGGUAGAUGGAGACGAGGCGGGUGACAAGGGUAAAACGAGGGAGAGAGAAAAGAGGACACUAUGGAGAAGGGUGCAAGACGACAACGAUGAUAACGAGCAGUGGAUCCUUGACGGGGGUGUGUACGGUGGAAAGACGGAGGGUAGAGUGUUGGGGGCUGAAGAGCACGCUUUCGCCGCCAAUUAA
Messenger RNA from Diplodia corticola, 1749 nucleotides. Its product is annotated as c2hc5 finger protein. Gene Ontology annotation, biological process: regulation of DNA-templated transcription. The transcript has a single exon. Gene Ontology annotation, molecular function: zinc ion binding. Lineage: Eukaryota; Fungi; Ascomycota; Dothideomycetes; Botryosphaeriales; Botryosphaeriaceae. The record is from RefSeq and is a predicted model, not a curated record. The coding region runs from base 1 to 1749 and encodes 582 amino acids. Gene Ontology annotation, cellular component: nucleus.